GUUAAAAAUGCGGCUGUCGUGGCUGCUUUUGUUUUGUCUGUCCGUGUCGCGGGCAGAAAGCGCUCUGAUCAACACGACGGCGGCCUCGCACAUCGUCAGCAAGAACUUUAUCAGCGUCACCCUGGAUCCGUUUCUCAUUUCCGACUUGCCCUGGGCUGAUCCGCUGACAGUGAAGCUGUGCAAACAACUCAGUCCUGCCUGGCUCAAAAUCGCGCCAACUGACGACUCGCUCGACUAUAAACUCUUCAAUUUAACUGUCUUCCAAUGGGCGGCACUGACCCACUUUGCCUCCGAAUCGGGCCUGGUUCAAAUGUGGGACGUCGGAAUUUUCGAAAGAGCCGUUUUGGACUGGGACCGCACCCUGAGGAAGGGAGUUUUCCCCAUUUCAGUCGCGCCGCCAACCAAGCACGAUUUUCCACCAGCAGCCGGUGAAAUGGCGUUUUCGUCGAGCGCAGCCGACCUGCCGAAGGUGCAGACGGUCAAAUCGCUCAUGUCCGGAUACGACGGCAAAAAUCUGAGCGUUUUCGCGCCAGAAAUGAGCUAUUUCGCCAGCUACAAAGAUAUAGAGCAGUUUUCCUCGUGGCUCGUGGAAAACGUGGACAAACUGAACGCAAUCAGCAUGAAACCAUCGAAACUGAUCGGCUCGGGAGACCUGUCGGCCUCGUCCGUCGUGAGCAAGGAGGCCGGCGACCUCUUCAAACUGGAGCUGAUGGUGCUGGGCGCCCUCGAACAACUUGGAGCUGCGCGCAAGCCCAUUGCUAUAAGCGAUGCGAGAAUUUCCUGGGAAGAUGAAUCAGCCCUGCAGAGUUUCGACGACACCUUCGCUUCCACCCUUUUGUGGGCCGACCGACUGGGCCAGGCGGCGGCCCUCGGCGUCUCCACCGUCUUCCAGCCGGCGUUAAUUCCCUCGCACGACAAAGGAAGGAGACUCCAACCCAGCACAGACUUUUGGUUCGCCGUUCUGCACAAAAAACUGAUGGGCGAGCGAGUGCUCGCGGUUCAAUCGGACGCGCUGGGCAACCGGUCCGCCAGUUUUUUCGCGCACUGCACAGCUGUCGGCGGCCGCCACGGGGUGUCAGGCGCCGUCACCGUUCUCGGCGUGAAUUUGGGGUCGGCGCCCUUGCGAGGAAACGUCUCCAGUUGGUCUGCCGGACGCGAAAAUGUCACCCUCAACCAGUACGUUUUGCACGGAGACCUCGAAGGAAGGAAUGUGAUGCUGAACGGGAAGACGCUGUUCGUCGACUUCGACUCAGGGGAGCUGCCCGUUCUAGAGCCGGAAACCCUGACCACCCCUGAGGAAGUGGUGCUGCCGGGCCACUCGAUCGUCUUCUGGGUGGUGACCGACCUGGGCGCCGCCGCCUGCGUGGACGGCCAGCGACCCAAGCGGUCGACGACCCCGGACGAGGAGGACGACCCCGAGACGACGCACCUGGCCAUCGUGUUUCCCGUGGAGGAGGUGCGCGAGGCGGAGCGCGCGAUGCAGUCGGAGCCGAACCGCACCGCCGAGUGCGAUCAGUGUCCGGCGGGUUGCAGCCCCACGACGAGCGCCGGCUGCCGGGUUGGAGGGCUGCGCAUCGUCAAGCCCAGCUGCUCCACCGCCGAGUUCCUGCAGAAAAUGAGUUUCAUCCUGAAACAGCGCCGCAGCGGCUGCUGCUGCGACGGCGCCGUCGCCUGCCGCGACGACGCUAAUAAUAAUAAUAAGCCCGUCGUGGAAAGGGUCGACCUGACGUCCGCCCCACCGGUCAUCACGGCCAGCCUGGAGGAGCUGAUCACCACCAUCUUCACCUCCCCUCCGACCUUUUGGCCUCCGGGAAAACGCACCACGGACGAGAACGAGUCGUCGAGCUCGCAGCCGGCGCAGAGACUCGAUGAGCACACGACCAGCAAGCUGAGUGUUUUCAACCUGGACCAGGAGAAGUACAGGACGAGCUACCUCACCCUGGUGCCGUCCACCUCCGCUCCUUCCCCUCAAACCACCCCAAGCACCCCCCAGAAAACCGAGACUAAUAAUCCUCAGCCGGCGUUCGCUGGGAAAACGCCUCCGAACCGGCCGCCUCAACCCCUUCAUCCCUACCGCUUCGAGGGCCAGAUCGUGGGCUACGUGCACCCUUCGCAGUACCAGACGUCGACCUUCCGCCUGCAGCAGCAGCAGCAGGCGCCGCUGAACGAGCCAAGCGCCUUGAAGAGCCGCUUCGAGCAGUACUCGAACCAGUUUCGCCCCGGCGGCGGAAGCGCCAAACUGAGGAGCUCCGACCAGCGGCCCAAGCUCACAAUCAGCCCUUACCUGGAGGGGCUGCUCAGGUACCUGGGCGACCACGGUGACGACUCGGAAAACGAGGUGGCACAGGGUAACACGGCGAACAAGAAAAUCCAGACGGCAAUCAACGUCCUGAAAUGGCUCAUUGACACGUCAGAGUAA
This is a messenger RNA of Cloeon dipterum, 2419 nucleotides long. RefSeq lists its product as uncharacterized. Lineage: Eukaryota; Metazoa; Arthropoda; Insecta; Ephemeroptera; Baetidae. Gene Ontology annotation, cellular component: extracellular matrix. The record is from RefSeq and is a predicted model, not a curated record. The transcript is spliced from 8 exons. The coding region runs from base 8 to 2419 and encodes 803 amino acids.